Acyrthosiphon pisum (pea aphid) is the source of this 972-nucleotide messenger RNA. RefSeq names its product putative nuclease HARBI1. The transcript is spliced from 5 exons. The coding region runs from base 1 to 972 and encodes 323 amino acids. The record is from RefSeq and is a predicted model, not a curated record. NCBI's taxonomy places the organism in Eukaryota, Metazoa, Arthropoda, Insecta, Hemiptera, Aphididae.
AUGUCUUUAUCUGAUUCUGAUUCAUCGAGUGAUGAUGAUUUUGUUAUUGAGGUGCUUCGUGUGUUACCGAGACCACGUUUUUUUCGUGAUAGAUCCAAUCCAUUUACAGAAUAUGAUGAUAUAGAUUUUAAGCAGCGAUUUAGGUUGUCUAAAACAAUGUUGAUUGAAUUACUGGACAUGGUUCAAGAUCAUUUAUGUCAAAAUACACUACGCAAUAUGUCAUUGUCACCAAUAUUGCAGCUUCUGAUUACACUUAGAUAUUAUGCAACUGGUGCUUUUCAGCGUCACUUAAACCAAAUGCCAAAAACAGAAGCUGACAGAAAAUUAGUGUAUGAAAAUUUCUAUAAAAUGCGCCAAUUUCCUAAAGUUAUUGGAGCAAUAGAUUGUACACAUAUCAGAAUCCAAUCUCCCAAUAAAAAUAUUGGAGAAAGAUUCCGCAACAGGAAAGGCUACUUUUCUAUUAAUGUCCAAGCCGUACGCAACAGUAAUUUGCAGUUCACAAAUAUUGUGGCUCGAUGGCCAGGUUCAGUCCAUGACUCAACAAUAUUUGAUAAUUCUUUAUUAAGAGCUCAAUUGGAGAAUAAUGAAUUUGGAGAUGCUGUACUUGUGGGAGAUGGAGGUUAUGCAUGUCGUAAUUAUAUGAUGACACCUCUUUCCAACCCUACUACUGAAGCAGAAGUACAAUAUCAAAAAGCACAAAUCGGCACAAGAAAUGUCAUUGAAAGAACAUUUGGUGUUUGGAAAAGGCGGUUUCCUGUGCUAUCUGUUGGAAUUCGAACUCAAAUCCCAACUACUCUUGUAACUAUUAUAGCUACAGCAGUAUUGCAUAAUAUGCUUAUCAAAUCAAAUGAUCCUCUACCUGUAGACGAAACUCUCUUAAUUGAUGAUUUGCGUCAACAAGUUCCUGUCUUUCUUGUUCCUCAAACUGGGAACAUUAAACGCAGAACAUUAAUUGACACUGUAUUUUCAUGA